This is a messenger RNA of Propithecus coquereli (Coquerel's sifaka), 210 nucleotides long. RefSeq names its product small proline-rich protein 2I-like. Gene Ontology annotation, cellular component: cornified envelope. The transcript has a single exon. Bases 1 to 210 code for a protein of 69 amino acids. Lineage: Eukaryota; Metazoa; Chordata; Mammalia; Primates; Indriidae. The record is from RefSeq and is a predicted model, not a curated record.
AUGUCCUACCAACAGCAGCAGCAGUGCAAGCAGCCCUGCCAGCCACCUCCUGUGUUCACACCUAAGUGCCCUCAGCCAUGCCCACCUCCUAAGUGCCCUGAGCCCUGCCCACCUCCUAAGUGCCCUGAGCCUUGCCCACCUCCUCCCUGCCCACCUGUGCAGUGCCCACCUCCUCCCUGCCAGCAGAAGUGUCCACCCAAGAGCAAGUAA